ACAUUGUUAUCCAAAAUGUCAAGUUUGUUGACAAACAUCCACGAAUGUGCCGGGAUCUCUAAGGAUUCUGGGAAAACUUAUUUAAUUUCUGGAAAUUACAAGUACUACCAUUAUCUUUGCGAUGGUUUUGAUGACAGAGGUUGGGGUUGUGGCUAUAGAACUUUACAAACGAUUUGUUCCUGGAUGAGUGAUAAUCAAGACUGUGACGUUAAAGUCCCCUCCAUAAGAGAGAUUCAAGAGAUAUUGGUACAAUUACAAGAUAAACCUGCUUCAUUUGUAGGUUCUAGGCAAUGGAUCGGGAGUUUUGAGGUAUGUCUGGUAAUAGACAAACUAUAUGACAUUCCAUGCAAGAUAAUACACGUGAAUCACGGAGAUGACCUGAAGACUGUAGUGGAUGCUCUGGUAUCUCAUUUUGAGAAGUUCGGCAGCCCUCUGAUGAUGGGCGGAGAUGUGGACGCCUCUUCCAAAGGGAUUGUAGGCAUUCAUGUAGGGAAGAGUGGUGCCAGUUUAUUAGUUGUGGAUCCACAUUAUGUAGGCAAGGAACAAUCAAGCGAGUUUCUCUUCAACAAAGGCUGGGUGAAGUGGCAGCGUCUAUCUGAUUUCUUAAGUAGCUCAUUCUAUAAUAUUUGUUUACCUCAAGUCAAGGCCAAAUGCAAAUCUAGUUAGACAUUAAUAUUAUUGAAUAGGUAUAGACAAAUUUAACAUAGUAAGCAUAGAAAAAUCUUAUUCUUUUUUAAAUAAUCAUCAUUUAAAGUUAAGCAUUAUUUAUAAAAUUCAGACAUAGCCAUUUUUAUAUGUCUACAAAAACAACAUUAAUAAAGAUUAAUAGUAAAUACGAUAAGAGUUUGUUGACCUUACUAAGUACCCAUUGACUAGUGGGACAAGGUCAUUUAUUUGUUUGUAGACAAACAACCUUGGCCAAUAGAUUGUCUUCCUAUAUAAUGUUAAUAUAAUUUAUAAUAAAAAUAAAACAAU
This is a messenger RNA of Helicoverpa zea (corn earworm), 975 nucleotides long. It is a transcript of the gene Ufsp1, whose product is annotated as probable Ufm1-specific protease 1. The coding region runs from base 16 to 666 and encodes 216 amino acids. Lineage: Eukaryota; Metazoa; Arthropoda; Insecta; Lepidoptera; Noctuidae. The record is from RefSeq and is a predicted model, not a curated record. The transcript has 4 exons.